GGAAUCCCAGUUCUUUAAGAUACUUCCAAGCAAAUACUACAAUGAAAUGAUUUCUAUAUCAAUCUCGCUAAAUAAGCAUGUCCUCGCCCUUAAAUCCAUCUCUUACACACCUUAUGCUAUUGAUAUCCACGCGCUCGCCAAAAUUCGUAUAGCGAAAACCGGAUUAUUUUAUCAUUCGACCAUGAAUUCACGAAUAAGAGCGUUCCGCGUUGCGCAACCCAGAGUUUUUCAAGGUAAAAAGAAAGAGGGAGUCUCAUGCGGGGGUUACCGACGCCCGACGUUUUUGCUCCUUCUACCCUUCUUAAUGGAAAUCAUUUAUUCGGUCCGUAUAUAAAUCCUAUGAUAUUCUCUCAUUGAAUUCAUUCACAGGUUAAAUCUUACUUUAGGUACCUGUUACUCGUAAUCCAUAAUGGAACCCACGAAGAACGAACAAAAUUGGCUUAAGCGUAAUGCUAAAAAGGCCAAAUAUCGUGCCAAGAAUUAUUUCAGGAGAAAAGAAAGGCCUGAACACUCCAAAACAUCAUCUCGAACAGAAAACCCGUGUAGCGUAAUGGACCCGACAAACCCCGAUAACGGCAACCCAUCGAACAUGUCACAGUCCAGUCCUGCCGUUCACAUAGAGGACAGUGAAGUCGGGAUAGAAGCGCCUACUGGCAACAUCAGUGGAAGUAUUUCUGAAGAGCUUCUAGGCCCGGACAAGCUUUGGACAAAAGCGUACGAAAUGGUAGGCCAAGAGGACCCAAAACUCUUGGAGGCCUACAACCAACUUUUACUGGGGGAGGGUUAUUUAGGACAAACAGACAGUAACGAGCCACGGCCUGCUGAUAGAGACUGGCAAGAACAGGUCCAAAGGCUCGCCCGAGAAAAGUUAGAGGCGACCCAAAAGCAGAGACUCAGCUUCCAGGUACGAGGGGAGGAUGUCGUUAUUCGCGAUCAACUUCAGAAGAUUAUAGGGUUCAUUAUUUCUACCAAAGAUGUCGUGGCAACCGCCAUCUCAUCAGAACCCUUUGCCGCACUAGGAUGGGCUGGUGUUAUGUUCGUUUUUCCUUUCUUGAAUACGAUGCUGCAACAAGAUAAAGAUGCCAUAGAAGGGUUUGAAUGUAUAUUACCCCUUCUGGUCCGCUGCAAACUCAUAGCAGACGACUUUUUGCAGCCAACUUCCGCAGACUUAAACCCCCCUAAAAGCUAUCAUAAUGCUGUCCUUUCUCUCCAGUCGAAGAUUGUAGAACUUUACUACAAUGUCUACAAAUAUCAGAUUUCAAUUCUCGUACACUAUAACCUCUCCGCUCUCGGAAGGUAUUGGGGAGAUCUUAAAGUCAAAGAUGACUGGAAAGGAACUGCCAACCGGUUUAAGGCCACAGAGGAAGAAAUCAGGGGAGAUACACAAGCCUUAUCUUCCCAUAAAACUACUAUGAUAGAUAGGAGGCUUGAGUGUUUUCUGUCUAAGAGUAAACAGCUCUUAGAGGCUUUCAACAGGGCUAUAGAGAGCAUAAAAGAAAUUGAACAAGCUUCACAUCUCGGUCAUCUACGCGUUGCUCAUUCCGCAGCGUUCGAAUCCUCAGAUGCAGGACGGCAACCCUGCACGCCAGGUACUCAGUCAGAGAUCUUGAGCCGCCUACAAAACUGGAUAGAGAACUCUACAAAGCCAAUUUUGUGGCUUCAUGGCAUGGCUGGCACGGGCAAAUCCACUAUUGCUCAAACGGUUGCUGCAUCUUUGAGUAAGAAAACCUCCUUUAGCGGCGAUUCACAGCUACUCGGUAACAUAUAUCUCGGCGCUACUUUCUUCUUCAAACAGGACGACAACAAUAGGAACCAUGCGGGGGUGUUAUUUACAACCCUUGCACACCAAUUAGCUCACAAGCCGCUCGGUCUGGAAAAUGAGAUAGCCAAUGCUAUCAAGCAACAUGCAAGUCCUGAUAUAAGUUCGCGAGACUUAAAAACACAAUGGGAAGAGUUAAUCCUGAAACCCCUAAAAACGAUUGAAGAUUCAUCUCCGCAAAUACGCCUCAUAUUAAUCAUUGACGCCUUAGAUGAGUGCUGGCAUAAAGAACCCGGAAUUAUGAAAAGGAAUGUUCGAGAUAUUGUCCAUUCGUUAACACGAGUUGGAGAACUAUCUGGAAUUCAAGUCCGGGUUCUUAUAACUAGUAGGAACCAAAGUCACAUUCAUGCAGCCUUCGAAUCAAUACAGGAAUCUCAUGAAGAACUCGAGCUCCCGAAAAUUAUACUCGAUAAAUCCAGCAAUGACAUAACAACUUUCUUCAAGAGCAAUCUUCACAAUAACUGGGAAUAUAACGGGGUCAGUUCGGACCGGCUUAGUCCAGAAGAUUUCCGCCAGCUUGUUGAAAAAACUGGUGGACUAUUCAUUUACGCGGCGACUGCUUGUAAAUUCCUAAAUAUCGCUAAUACAGAUAUAGCAAACAAGCGGUUGCGCAAGCUUCUUGAAGGAACCUACAACACGAAGUCCCUAGAGUCCAACUUGGACAACAUAUACCGUGCAGUCUUGGAUUUUAAUACCCAGGACUUGGACGAAGUUGAAAAGCAAGAAGAAUUCUUGCUGAAAGAAAUCCUGCGGUUAAUCGUGGUACUAUUCAGGCCCCUACCAAUCGAUUCCCUGGCCGAGUUUACGAUACCGAAAAAACCAGUAUCUAGUGUGGAAAAAUGCCUUCGAGAUAUAGGGUCCAUCGUCGACGUCCCAAAGGAACGUAAAUCACCAAUCAGCCUAGUACACCUCUCAUUCCGCGAGUUUCUCUUGGAUAAACACAGAUGUGGGAGAACAGGCUUUUUUGUUGAGCCAUCCAUGGUGCAUUUCCACUUACUCGAAAGGUGUCUCGACAUUAUGUCGCAACACCUCCAUAUGGAUAUGUGUGACAUUCGAAAGCCGGGCGUUCUUUCUAUAGAAAUUCCACCGGAUUUAGUACAGCGAUCCAUCGAACCACAUCUGCAAUAUGCCUGCAAGUACUGGGUUAAUCAUCUCCUACAAAUUGAGGAGACUCAGCUACCCAAGGAUAUCUUAGUUGACGAUGGAAUAAUUCAUAAAUUCUUGCAGAAGCACAUUCUGAACUGGGUUGAAACACUCAGCUUGAUCGGGGAGGCUGGAAGCGCUAUUCACACAAUCAAUCAUCUAAAGACGUUGGUCAAUACAUCUGAAAGUCGAGAAUUAUCUAAUUUCCUCUACGACAUAUACCGAUUUAUUAUGUCUAAUAUACACAUUAUUCGGGAAGCUCCUCUUCAGGUGUAUUAUUCCCCAGUUUUGUUCAGUCCCUCUACUAGCAUCAUACGACGUCUAUUUUUGAAGCCACUCACCGAGUGGGUUACAAAGCUUCCCACUGUAGAUGAUACCUGGGGUGCUGAAUUGCUGGCUAUUAAGCACGCCAGUUCUGUUUGGUCGGUUAUGAUCUCCCAGAAUGGCAAAACAAUGGUCACGCGGUCGGGUAGCAUGGCCCAACUUUGGGAUGCUACUACAGGCACUGAAAUUGCCAAGAUUGGGUAUUCAUUAAGUGAAAUUAUUCUAUCAGUUUCGAUAUCAUCAGAUGGACAAACCAUUGCCUUAGGCCUAACGUCUGGUAUAAUUCGAUUAUACGACGUGCGGACGAGCGAAACCUUAGAUAUGUUAGGCCACGAGGGCAAUGUUUUUAGUGUGGCUUUUUCUCUAUGGCCUAAUAGCAAAUUAUUGGCCUCGGUAUCAGAUGACGGAGCGUGUUUUGUGUGGGAUGUAUCGACACAGAAACACGCCUUUGCGAACAAGGUUCCCGAAUCUUAUCGACAAAAAAUUGCGAUUUCGCCUGAUGGUAACCUCGUGGCAGUAGGGAGUUGUGACUAUUACCAUAAUGACAAAGGAGUCAUAAAAGUGUGGAAUAUAAGUACAGGGGAGUUAGCAGCCAACUUUAAUUACGCGGCAAUGAUCGAAUCAAUUGCAUUCUCCUCCGAUGGUGUUACAAUGGCGUUGGCAAUGGGGAACGGAUCAGUUGAGAUACACAAUACUAAAUCAUGGUUUACGCCUAUCGACAUAUUCCACGAGGGGUACGCAAAAUCAGUUGUAUUCUCGCCCGAUGGGAACAUCCUUGCGAUCGGCUACGAUAUCGGGGUAAUAUACCUUCACAAUUCGGUUUCUGGGGAAGAAAUACGUAAACUAACCUACGGCAAAGGUUUAUGUGAUAUGGCGUUCUUUCCUAGCGGAGAAACCUUAGCGAUCGCAUCAUAUGACCGCACCGUUCGGUUAUUGGACAUUACUAUUAAAGACGAUACUAAACGCAAGGCUAGAGCCCCCCAAUUGAGAUACUAUUAUGAGAUUGCAGUUAUUCAUGUUAGUAACACUGCUAUGGUGGCUUCCAAUGGACAGACCAUAGUUUGGGACAUGGAGAAGUGCAAAAUCAAAAUAGAAAUUCCCCAUCAGUUGCAAUGUUCUCCCAACGACAAAUUUGCUGUCUCUUCUCCCUACUCAUCGUAUCAAGCACUAUGGGAUAUUGCAACAGGCGAGCUGCUUAGGCAUUUCAAAGACGCCAAAUCUAUUCAUUUUUCACCCUAUGGCGACAUUUUAGCCUUGUCUUUAUAUGAUGCAAUACAAAUUUUAGAAAUUGGGACCUGGCAAGAGCGCGCACAUUUCAAAUUUGAAAAUAAUCAUUCUCCGAAAGUUAUUCAAUUUUCGGCAGAUAGCAAGGUUAUCUUAUGGACAACGCACGGUGACCCGUCUGAGGUCCCGUACUUACACUUACGUAUCCUGGAAAUGCCCGACUUUUCCUAUUCCACAGAAUAUGAUGCUGGUGCGAAGCCCAGAUUGUCGCCCGACGGUGCAUUGGUAGCCUUCCGUCCAAAGGGAGCAUCUUGUGUCUAUCUGCUCCAGAUAAACACGCAGGAAGUAAGAGCAAGUCUACCGUUCGACGACAAAUAUAUACACAUAUUAUUCUCGCCAGACAGUACUCGCAUAAUUACAUUCGAGAAAUAUGGGUUUGAAUGUGCCAUCUGGGAUACAGCUAAAGGUAAUCUGAUACAUACUUUACGGAUGACCGAUAAGAUUCGCCCAAUUUCGAUAGCACUAGAUGGAAAGGUUCUUCUCGGAACCUCUGCUGGAGCUUCUAUAUGGGACCCUAGAACAGAUGAAGUGACAAAACUGCCUAUUAAUCAAUACGACUUCGCUUUAUCUUUCGCCGAAGAUAACAAAUACUUAGUUAGUAGCCGCGGUCGCCUUCCAGUCCCAUCUACUGCUAGAGAUUUUAGUUGUCUUUAUGUCAACGAUGAAUGGGUUUUGCAAGGGGGCGAGAGACUUUUGUGGCUUCCUGCUGCGUAUCGUGCGGGAUCUGCAGCGACGUCGGUACGGGGAGGGACUAUCAUUCUAGCGCCUAGAGUUGACUCUGUCAAGGUUAUCGAAAUUGAUCUUGAAAAUACCCCUAUAGCGAAGCAGCACAAGGGAUCUUUACAGGUUGAACAAGGGGACAUCAGAGUCACAGAAGUAGAGUAGCGGUAUGGUACAUGUGCUUCCUUUACCAUAUUUGUUAGAAAGGGGUAAACAUGGAAAAGACCAUUUUCGUCUAUUUAGAGAGGAUAUUUCGUGUGCAGAGACUAAUAUGCCUAUA
This is a messenger RNA of Daldinia vernicosa, 5570 nucleotides long. Its product is annotated as WD40 repeat-like protein. Gene Ontology annotation, molecular function: protein binding. Lineage: Eukaryota; Fungi; Ascomycota; Sordariomycetes; Xylariales; Hypoxylaceae. Bases 410 to 5455 code for a protein of 1681 amino acids. The record is from RefSeq and is a predicted model, not a curated record. The transcript has 9 exons.